Messenger RNA from Haemorhous mexicanus (house finch), 1437 nucleotides. RefSeq names its product vasodilator stimulated phosphoprotein (gene VASP). NCBI's taxonomy places the organism in Eukaryota, Metazoa, Chordata, Aves, Passeriformes, Fringillidae. Gene Ontology annotation, biological process: positive regulation of actin filament polymerization; actin cytoskeleton organization; neural tube closure. Gene Ontology annotation, molecular function: SH3 domain binding; profilin binding. The record is from RefSeq and is a predicted model, not a curated record.
AUGGGGGGCGGGGCCUCUCGCCGGGACCGGCGGGUCCGGCCCCCCCCGCGCUCCCCGCCGCCACCGGAAGGGCCCGGACCGGCCGCGGCCGCCAGCAUGAGCGAGCGGGCGCUGUGCAGCGCCAGGGCCGCCGUGCUGCUCUAUGACGAGGCGCAGAAGCUGUGGGUGCCCGCGGGGGGGGCGGGGGGCGCGGGGGGGAGGGGGCGCCCCCCGCCCAGAGCCCCCCCCAGCUGUGUCCAGCUGUUCCACCAGCCCGGCUCGCUCAGCUUCCGCCUGGUGGGGCGGCGCCUCGGGCCCGAGCAGCAGGUGGUGCUGAACUGCCCCCUGGGCCGGGGGCUGCGCUACAGCCAGGCCACGCCCCAGUUCCACCAGUGGCGCGAGGGCCGGCGGGUCUGGGGGCUCAGCUUCGCCGCCCCCCCCGAGGCCGCCCAGUUCGCCGCCGCCGUGCUGCGGGCCCCUCCCCCCGUGCCCCCCCAGGGACCCCCCCUGGCCUGGCCGGACCCCGAUGGCUCCGCCCCCCCCGAGCAGCCGGACAGGCCGGUGAUGGACGAGCCCGAGCGCCGCGGGACAGGUAAGGGGGGAGGGGCUUCAACGACCCCCGGCCGCCCCUCCCCCCCCCGCCCCCCGGCCCUCCCCCCCCCUCCAGGGCCCCCUCCCCCCCCCGGGCCCCCUCCCCCACCCUCGGGGGUGCCCCCGGCCCCGCCCCUGCCGGGGGGGGGAGGGGGCGGCUCGGAGGGAGGGGGAGGGGCCGGGGGGGGGCCCGGGGGGGUCCCCGGGGGGGUCUCGGGGUUCGCGGCUGCCAUCGCUGGGGCCAAGCUCAGGAAGGUGGGGAAGGGUGAGGAGGGACGAGCCCGGAGGCGGGGCCGGGGGUGGGGGCGGGGCCGCCCCCCCCAGCCGCCCCUCCCCCUCCCCCCAAAUCGGAGCUGCCCCCCCCGCGCCGGGGGGGGGCUGAUGGAGGAGAUGAGCGCCAUGCUGGCCCGCAGGAGAAAAGCCACGGAGGCGCCAAAAAAGGAGGAUGACGUCACCACCGAGGAGGCGGAGCCCGGCGAGAGGAGGGCGGGGCCGGCGCCGGGUGAGCGCGCGGACUCCAACCCCCAGCAUGCACCGCGGUGGGCACGCGCGGCCGGGCACGAGCCGGUCCGGAGGCCCUGGGAAAAAUCCAGCUCCACCUUGCCCAGGAUGAAAUCGGCCGUUCCAGCCCCCCCCGAGUCGCACAGUGAGCUGGACCUGGAGCGGUUCAAGCAGGAGCUGCUGGAGGAGGUUCGGCGGGAGCUGCACAAGAUGAAGGAGGAGAUCAUCGAAGCGCUGGUGACGGAGCUGAGGAAGCAAAACCGGCCCUGACCCCUCCCCCCACCCGAAUUGGGGGAGUGGGGGAGGGGCGGGCUUGGACCCCACCCCCUCCAGCCCCUCCCCCACCACCAGCCCCUCCCCCACCAC